Messenger RNA from Podarcis raffonei (Aeolian wall lizard), 5529 nucleotides. It is a transcript of the gene TMEM184B, whose product is annotated as transmembrane protein 184B. The record is from RefSeq and is a predicted model, not a curated record. Gene Ontology annotation, molecular function: transporter activity. The coding region runs from base 264 to 1523 and encodes 419 amino acids. Lineage: Eukaryota; Metazoa; Chordata; Lepidosauria; Squamata; Lacertidae. The transcript has 10 exons. Gene Ontology annotation, biological process: transport.
UCCCUCUGUUUGGGGCCGCAGCAGCAAUAAGCCCGAGUCCGGGGCUGAGAAGCGGCCCCGCCACGCCAGGUGUUCGCGACGGAGCGGCUGCGCGGCCACGGAACCCCCGACCUGGCCAUGGUGCUCCUGAGGGCCUCUCGUCCAGCCCGGUCCCCCGAGUGACGGAAUUGCCCCUGCCGCCGGAGGAGGAAAAAGAAACGGAGCCGGGAGCACGACAACCCCGCCAGCGCCAGUCGGUCUGAAGGACCCACAACUCUGAGGACAUGAUGAUCGUAGUGACUGGAGUCAUGUCUGUGCCUGAGCUGGGCUCCCCAGCCAGCACUCCUGCUGCAGCCCCCAACUUAUCCUGGAUGUCUGAGGUUGGCACUCCCACUGCUGUGGAGCAACCAAUAUUCCUAAUGACUACAGCUGCCCAGGCCAUCUCAGGUUUCUUCGUGUGGACUGCUUUGCUUAUUACUUGCCAUCAGAUCUAUAUGCACCUUCGUUGCUACAGUUGCCCCAAUGAGCAACGCUAUAUUGUCCGGAUCCUCUUCAUUGUGCCCAUUUAUGCUGUCGACUCAUGGCUCAGCCUCCUUUUCUUCACCAAUGACCAGUACUAUGUUUACUUUGGCACAGUGCGGGAUUGCUAUGAAGCUUUUGUAAUCUAUAACUUCCUUAGCCUCUGCUAUGAGUACCUUGGCGGAGAGAGCUCCAUCAUGUCUGAGAUUAGAGGGAAGUCCAUUGAGUCCAGCUGUAUGUAUGGAACCUGUUGCUUAUGGGGAAAGACGUAUUCCAUUGGAUUUCUGAGAUUUUGUAAGCAGGCCACCUUGCAGUUCUGUGUGGUAAAACCCCUCAUGGCAAUUAUUACAGUCAUCCUCCAGGCAUUUGGCAAGUACCAGGAUGGGGACUUUGAUGUCACCAAUGGGUAUCUCUAUGUGACGAUAAUUUACAAUAUUUCUGUCAGCCUGGCCCUCUAUGCCCUCUUCCUCUUUUACUUUGCCACACGUGAACUUCUCAGUCCCUACAGCCCUGUCUUGAAAUUCUUCAUGGUCAAGUCUGUCAUUUUCCUGUCAUUCUGGCAAGGGAUGCUGUUGGCCAUUUUGGAGAGGUGUGGUGCAAUCCCAAAGAUCAACUCAGCCAAUGUAUCUGUGGGUAAGGGGACCGUGGCUGCUGGCUACCAGGAUUUCAUCAUCUGCGUGGAAAUGUUCUUUGCAGCCAUUGCUCUGCGCCAUGCGUUCACAUACAAGGUCUAUGCAGACAAGCGUCUUGAUGCGCAAGCUGUUCCAUCAUAUGGGCCAUAUGGCCGCUGUGCCCCUAUGAAGAGCAUCUCUAGCAGCCUUAAGGAGACCAUGAACCCCCAUGACAUUGUGCAGGAUGCCAUCCACAAUUUCUCCCCUGCCUACCAGCAGUACACUCAGCAGUCAACCCUAGAACAUGGACCACCUUGGCGUAAUGGCAGUCACAUGAUCUCCCACUCCCACAGCAGCUCUGGUGCUCGUGAUAAUGAGAAGACCCUACUCCUGAGCUCAGAUGAUGAGUUCUAAGCAGAUGGUGAAGCAUGGCCCAGCCUGGAACUUUCCCUUUAUUUAUUGAACCAGAAACACAGGUCAUAUCCCUUUUUUUAAUAUGGUGCUCAAGUCAGGAAUGGGCACUUCCUGUUGCCAAUUGUGAGCAUGGACCAUUGUGACUAAUGCAGGUGGUUUGGACUGUCUUUUCCUAGUUUCUUCUUGAAAGGCUUAACCUGGAGCAGAUUUCACUUAAUAAGGAACACUAAAUUCACCUGGCAUAGAAUACAACAAUGAUCUGGGACCACACUUUCUGUAUGCUGGGUUUCUGCUGUUGUUAAUGGGGAAGGCAGAUGGAAGAAGGGUCAGACAAGGGAAGCUUGAAAAAAUGAGGCUGUAUCUUUACCCAUUUACCUAAGUUGUCUCAAAUAUGGCUGGCUGAAAGUAGCAGAAACAAUCCCCCCCAACUGCACUACUAAAAUGCACUUCUAGACACCUGUUAGACCUAAUUUGGUAUAUAGGUUGAACCCUGUCUCUAAUUGUUGCCCCAGUAUUAACUUUUGACCAACUUUUGGCUUGUGACCAGAAUUCCCUUAGGCACAGUAUAUUCCAUAGUAAUACAGUCACAUUUAUGUUCUGCCUCUGCUAACGAUCAGCAUUGGGUGCUUCAGAAGGGAUUGGUUUUCUGCUUUAGAGUAGGAAAAGUAUGAUAGAGGGAAAAGAAGAAAAACACCUUCUGGAUUGAAACAGUGAGCCUAAGUGAAAUAUGCUUGUUGAGGAAGAAGGUAGCUUUUCUGAUGGGUUCCUUGCCCAACACUUGAAGAGAAUAUAAUGCAUUUUCUGAAAAUAGGAUUUGCCCCAUCUUUGGAAACAUUUUUGCUAGAAGCUAAUGCCCACCGUUCAGAGAGUCACACACAAUUGUUCAGGACAUAGGAUAAGGAUGUACAUUCCAGUCAGGUUGUUGAGUCAAGCUGCACAUCCUCAUCCAUUGUGGGUGGGGGACCACACUGGCUGAUUCUCGAGUGGGCGCUUGGGAACCACCUGUUGGGUGAUGUCUAGUUGCACUCACUUGAAGAGGCAGAACACAUCAUUCUUUUCAUUCUCUUUUGUAACUUCUCUUGUGGAGGAGUAGUUCUGCAACUCCUAAUACUAAAAUGUCUUUAUCACAUCUAUCCUCCUCCUUAGGCAUUUACAUCCUGGUGUGUUUUAAAAUUCCAGAACAUGUGUUGUAAAUUACCAGUUCUUCUUGCUGUUAUCAAUAUUUUACUUUUGUUAAUAGUUAAUUUUAAGUGCCAGUGGGAUACAGCUUGCCUGGGAUGGUGAGCAUUCCACCUUCUCUUCCCUUGCUUUUGUACUGGCCUGGCUGCAGUUUCGCCAGCAGAUGUAAACAUAUCUGUGAUGCGCAUUUGUUACCUUGCCACUACAUUCCCUUCAGUCCACGUGAUUUAAAAAAUGCAUUGGUUUUCCAUUAACCUCUCUAGGCCUGACCUGUACUUGCACAAGUUCACUAAGUGAGAAUCACAAGGCCCCUUUUACAAGCUGAAAAGCCUAUCGGUCACUGAAUUUACCAGACACCUUGGUUUGCUUGAUGAUUUAAAGCUGGAAAGGGCAAUAGAAUUAAUUGCAGUGUGUUGUACUUCUCUGCUGCCGUUGUGGUUAAUUGUGCCUGCAUUAAUACUGCCCGCAAAAAAAGGGGAAUAACAUUAGACUUCUUCCUUUCCUGACACCUCUCUCGAUUCCUCUUCCCCAUUCACUACCAGUAAGGCUUGUUCUGGUCUACGCUGCUAUAUGUGUCUCUCCCACAGCUUGCUGUGGUUAAUGGACACCUGCUCUUUUACGGUGAUUUUAACCCCUCCUGUGAAGAGUCUUGAAAUGAGGAUCUCUGGGGUUUGACUCUUUUGUUCCUUUUCUCUGUGCCUUAAUAUUCUAUCUCACCCAUGCAUCACAUCGUAGUUAAUGCAGAGCUCAAGGACAGCAGCAGCAUCCUUCAUCCAAGCUGUGCUUGGUUGGACAAGAGUGUUUGUGUGGGGCUAGGCAGGUUUUCUAAAACUUGUGGUUACUCUUCUUGGAGGAAGAGGGACGGUUGUGCUGCUGCGGUUUGCACUCACACUGUAUGUUCCAGAAGAAACCGGACAGGAGGUGGGAUGCUGGAGCACAACAGCUCCAUUCAUAUCCCCUGCUUGAAAUAGCCUGAGGGAUUGAUGAAGGAAGUAGAAGAGAAGAUAUUUAAAAGCAACGUGUUUCUGUAAAUAAAAAAACCAUCCCUCUCUUUGCAGUUAGACGUGUGCAAUAUAUUAUUGUGGGUUGGCUUUUAAAAUCCUGUUGCUGCUUUAAAAGGAACCCUCAGACCCACAUAGCUGUUCUUUGUAAAUGGCACUCCAAUUACUGAGCCGUAGCAGUGAGUUGUGCCACCGUAGCUGAAGCAUGCUCGUAAGCCCUCGUUCUGACCCUCUUUUGAGCUAGAUGUAGCCAGUUGUUGAGCUGCUGUGCGCCACCUUUGCAGAACUGGAACACAGGAGAGGGCUCUGGUUUCUCCCCUUUCCAGUGCAGCACAACCACACUUUCACAGUGAUGCAGCUCUUAUUGCAAAAAAGACUAACGGGCUGCUCUUGUACCAGCUGUGAAUUUGGCGUCAGGUCCCUGCACCAGAAAAUAGUUGUCCCUUUGUGCCUGCAGUAGGACUUCUUCAUCCAGAAGUAUGACAUACCUCCUCAUGAAACAUAAUGGAUUUCAAAGAGCCCUUUGAAAUGACCUUUUACCCUUUUUUGUUUUGUUGUUUUUUACUUCUAAUUUUGGAGAAGGAGAUAAUAGUUUACUCUUGCCUGUUUUUAUGGGACUCAUUUACUUCCCAACUCUCCAACCACUUCCAACACACAUUUACACAUAUUUGUAACGAAUCUUCACGGCCAGUUCCCUUUUUGUAUGGGUUGGGUGAAGGAUGUGGCUGAAGUCUGUGCUGCUGACUUGCCGGUAUUUCCGUGUUGGGAAAAAUUCUAUAUUUUUAAAAAAUAAUUUUUAACAUAAGCUAUAUAUAAAUACAUAUUGUGCAUAGAAGUUGGUUUUUCUUGGAGCUUCUUAUGAGUAGCAGUUUCAAGUAGCUAUGUACAAGGUCCAGUAAUAGCAAAAGGUCUCAGGCUAUGUGGCUUUUUUCAAAGUGGAGACAUGGAAAGGCAUCAGUGCUAAGGUGUUAAUAGAGGGAAGGUGUUUUUGCUCUCCCACAAGACUGGAAAGUGAUAGGCCCAAAGAACUUGACCCUCAGUGCAGCAGUGAUCCUGCAUUCCAUCAGGGCCGGGGUAGCCAACAUCACCCCCUCCAGAUGUUGCUGGACUACAGCUCCAGCUAGCAUGGCCAGUGGUCAAGGAUGAUUGAGAAGUCUAGCAACAUCUUUUGGGGGGACAGUAACAGUUGGCAGAGUGGGGCUGUGCUACUUACCUGGCCUCCAAUUUACUGGGAGGGGGAAGGACAAGGCAGAAGUGAGGUCAGCACAGUGCAAACACACCAGUGGAGACAAUCUGGUGCUUCUGCCGGUGCAUUUGCACCAUGCUGAUCUUGCUGCUGCCUUAUCCCUCCUGCUGCCUCCCAAUAAACUGCAGCUACUCAAAAGCUGGCAGGUCAGGGCAGCCCUACAACACCAACUACUGCUCCUGGAAGCUGCUAUGUUGGGUAGGCCCUUGAUUAGGGAUUCUUAGAGGCUAAUCAUUUAAUAUGCAUUCUUAUACAUCAACCCCACCAGAAUACUCUAAGUGCUGCUCCCUUCCUUGCCUUCUCUUUCCUCCCCCAACUUUGUUUUUUUACCAAGUAACAUACCCUCUGGAAUUUUGUUUUUACUAUUUUUCCAUGUAGCUUAGUUAUUUGUAUAUAAAUGACUGGGGAAAUAUAUGCUGUAUGAUAAGACAGAGUUACCUAGUUUUGUACCUAUUGUGUAAUAACUGAUGUGAGCUCAGAGACAAGAUAUUGUCUCUAUUUUGAUCUUUGUGAUGUUAUACUGCUUUGCGGAAAAAAAGCAAAUCCGACAAAUAAAAAUAUAGAGAUAAUCUAGAUUGUA